AUGGUAACACCAAGGGGAUUCGAGAGUGAAGUCACAGGCAGCAGCAGUACAUCGUCUGCCGACACGAAGACCGACACGACAACCCCCUUUGAGCCGUCGAUCAUAAACAAAUUCCUGUCGAAUAACAGCUACACUCUGGAAUACAUGACUCGGGCCUCUGUGGAGAGAGUCUACAUCUGCCUCGACCCGACCUUCGGAGGGGGUUCUAGGUCCUGUGCGGGGGUCUGCUGUGCUGUAGAAUUGAAAGGUGGCAAUCUAGUGGUGAUGGGGCUGGAGGAAUUGGAGAUACGCGAUUUGGAUCAAGUUACUAGAGUCUACGCUGCUCUGCUAAGCGGGCACAUUAGAUUACUGAAACUCAUGAUGCCAAGAGUGAUAUGGAAAGGAUUACCCGCGGUGAUGGUGGUCGAACGAAACACCUACGUCAACGCCUUAUACGAGGUCAAAUGUCUGAUGGAGCAGUCACUCGUGCGAUCCGGUUUCAAAUUACAGUUCUAUAAGAAGUGGUCACCAGACAACAACAAGUUUAUGUUAGGGAAGUACGUUGGUGCCAAUACCAAACUUGCUAUGGUUCACAGUACAGUCUCUGCAAUCACUAGGAAAACGCUGUAUUACUGCGACACCGUAAUGUCCUUGGGGUGGGCAGUGCUACACGAGGCUACGAAGAAAGCUCAGACGCUCGAGUCUACAAUUGGAAGUUCCAAGGGUAAAGGUUCUAGCAACAAGAUGGGUUCCAAUAAGGACAUAUUCAUGUACAGGCGUUCCAGAAAAGGCCUCAACCUCGCCACGGAUGUAACGGCGAGUGUAUUGGAGACGUGUGACAUUAUGUCCUUACCAGAUAAUAGGCUCACUGACCAUCUACAUGCCCAGCAAGGACAAUGUUUAUUGGGAAAAUUGAGAGAAGAAAUGUCAAUGGUCACCAUCACAGAGUCUACAAAAUCUACUACGGUGACGACAGGGGGUAAAAGGUCUGUGAACGGAGAAUACACCAGAGACGACAUGUUGUCAGCAUUCUUACUUCUGUGUCACACCAGAGAUGAGUUAUCCAGGGGUGACCCGUUCAUUAAAUUAUGUGGCGAGGUAUAUGACGUGACAGUGAAGUGA
Molecule: messenger RNA, 1101 nt
Organism: Hypomesus transpacificus
Lineage: Eukaryota; Metazoa; Chordata; Actinopteri; Osmeriformes; Osmeridae
Exons: 2
Coding region: 1-1101 (366 amino acids)
Source: RefSeq, a predicted model, not a curated record